CUGCGCCUGCGCCGCGAGCGUGGCCGCGUCCUGCGCAUGCGUGCCUCAGGCGGCCCCGGGUACCCAGGACCUCGAAGAUGGCGGCUUCCGCGGUGUGCAGGGCUGCCGGCGCCGGGACGCGAGUGCUGCUGCGCGCCCGCCGCUCGCCGGCCGUGCUGAGGGCACCUGCCCUGCGCGGCGCCGCCACCCUCGCCCAGGUCCUGCAGAGCUUGCCGGAGACGCAGGUCAGCGUGCUGGACAACGGGCUCCGAGUGGCGUCCGAGCAGACCUCGCAGCCCACCUGCACGGUGGGAGUAUGGAUUGACGUUGGCAGCCGUUGCGAGACCGAAAAGGAGAAUGGAGCUGGCUACUUUGUGGAACAUCUGGCAUUCAAGGGAACAAAGAAUCGACCUGGCAAUGCCUUGGAAAAGGAGGUAGAAAGCAUGGGGGCCCAUCUGAACGCCUACAGCACCCGGGAGCACACAGCAUACUAUAUCAAGGCGCUCUCCCAGGAUCUGCCAAAAGCCGUGGAGCUGCUGGCAGACAUCGUUCAGAACUGCAGUCUGGAAGACUCCCAAAUUGAGAAGGAGCGUGACGUGAUCUUGAGGGAGCUGCAGGAGAAUGAUGCAUCUAUGCAGAAUGUGGUCUUUGACUACCUGCAUGCCACUGCCUUCCAGGGCACGCCUCUUGCCCAGCCUGUGGAAGGGCCGAGUGAGAACGUCAGGAAGCUGUCUCGUGCUGACCUGACCGAGUACAUCGGCAGACACUACAAGGCCCCUCGCAUGGUGCUGGCGGCGGCUGGAGGAGUGGAGCAUCGGCAGCUUCUGGACCUGGCCCAGAAGCACUUCAGCAGCGUCUCUGGGACAUAUGCAGAGGACGCUGUCCCCGCCGUGACUCCAUGCCGCUUCACGGGUAGCGAGAUCCGCCACCGGGAUGAUGCCCUGCCCUUUGCCCAUAUAGCCAUUGCAGUGGAGGGUCCUGGCUGGGCCAAUCCUGAUAACGUGACUCUCCAAGUGGCCAAUGCCAUCAUUGGCCACUACGACUGCACCUAUGGGGGUGGCAAGCACCUGUCCAGCCCACUGGCUUCAGUGUCUGUGGCCAACAAGCUCUGCCAGAGUUUCCAGACCUUCAACAUCUGCUACGCAGACACCGGCUUGCUGGGCGCGCACUUUGUCUGCGAUGGGAUGAGCAUUGACGACAUGAUGUUCUUCCUGCAAGGCCAGUGGAUGCGUCUUUGCACCAGUGCCACAGAGAGUGAGGUGGUCCGGGGCAAGAACAUCCUCAGAAACGCCCUGGUGUCUCAGCUGGAUGGCACAACUCCCGUGUGCGAGGACAUCGGACGCAGUAUCCUGACCUAUGGCCGCCGCAUCCCUCUGGCCGAGUGGGAAAGCCGGAUUGCGGAAGUGGAUGCAAGUAUGAUCCGAGAGGUCUGCUCCAAAUACUUCUACGACCAGUGUCCUGCAGUAGCGGGCUACGGCCCCAUUGAGCAGCUCCCAGACUACAACCGGAUCCGCAGUGGCAUGUUCUGGCUCCGCUUCUAGGCAGGAAGCCUCUGCAGACAAGAAGGAGGCCCAGGUUCACUCACUCCCCCCCCCCAAAAAAAAAAAUGAAAA
This is a messenger RNA of Sorex fumeus (smoky shrew), 1592 nucleotides long. Its product is annotated as cytochrome b-c1 complex subunit 1, mitochondrial. Lineage: Eukaryota; Metazoa; Chordata; Mammalia; Eulipotyphla; Soricidae. The record is from RefSeq and is a predicted model, not a curated record. The transcript has 13 exons. The coding region runs from base 78 to 1520 and encodes 480 amino acids. Gene Ontology annotation, cellular component: mitochondrion. Gene Ontology annotation, molecular function: metal ion binding.